UACCCUCCCAUCCUCUCAUCCAUCAAGCCAUCCUCAUACACAUACACUCAUCAUCAUAACAAUCCAACAUUAACAGAUGUGCCUCUCUCAGCACCCGCCACAGCCGAGAGAUUGGGAGAGCGAGAGAGAAACAGUGAGAGAGCUUUACAGGAGGACUGCAGAGUAAAUCGAAAGGUAAACUGGCGAUCAGCAUCCUCGGUACCACGGGAGCAUCUGCGUCUGGAUUUUUCAACAGCUUCAUCUCGGCGAGCUUCAUGCUGGGUGAAAGUAACCAAGUGAUGGACUGAGGGCAGAAUGGGUGGAAUGUAAACGUUGCCGCCUCCUUUGAACUUCAUCUUUAGGGUGAAGUGUGUGUGCGGUGUGUGCAACGGUAAACCUGCUAUUCUAAAACAGGAGAGAAGAAACAGAACCACACAAAAAGAGAAAUGAAGUGAAAUGAGUUUUCGUUUCAAAGCAUCCUAGAAUGUAAGAUAUCACAGGAUUCUGAACUUUGUUGAAUGAUACCAUUGCAAUCAUGGGCCCUCAGGGUGGAGUCCUGCUGCUACUGUUUCCACUUCCCUGCUUACUUUCUGCUCAACUCAGCACUGUGUCUGGACCUGACCACCCCAGCCUGGAUCUCACCCCGACACCUUUUCCUACCGUCCAAAAUACAAGCAUCACAACAGGAGAGAGUUUGGACACCAGCAUCUUGCCUACUAGUCAAGGCCCGACUGUAAACGUGAACGACAACCAGUCUGCAGCGGAGACUUAUCUCUACACUGGCGAGUUGUCAUCCCUGACUGGAUCUAUCUGCACGCAGACUUUCCAACUUCCCGUUCAGCAGGGAUCUCCACCAAGAGACCUUUUUCCAUUCGUGCACCAAGCCGUAGCAUCUCUCACCAACGCUGCCAACUUCCUCAACUUGAUAUUCCAAGCCAGCGAGCUGAGAGAAACAAGCGUACGAGAGGAUAUCGAAUGGUAUCACGCUCUGGUCCGGGCCUUGCUCGAAGGAGACAGGCCAGGCCUGGUCAGACGAGCUUUCCUGAUGUUCGAUGCUGACCCCACUAUCCAACAGCCCCAACUGGUGCUCCGAGCGUCUAAGGAUUCCACACAGGACAUCCUCCUGCAGGACCUCACUUCUGUCUGGAGCAGCCUCCUUCCUCCUGCUCCUGACCAUAGCUGGUUUAAUUCCUUCAAAUCUGGCUCCCCACCUCUCCAUGCUUUGUCUAAACAAAUUCUUUUAAAUGACCUGAGUACCCUAGACACACCUAAGUGGGCCCGCGGCGAUAGUUAUGUGAUGAAUAGCAGUGGGGUUCAAUGGGAAGGUUCUCCUUUCCUCGAGUGUGUGGAUGGUCGGUUUUUACCAGGAUGGUUGAUCAGCCUCUCGAUGCCAUUUUACGGGCUGAAGCCAGAUCUCAGCCCGGAGUUCAGGGGUGUGAUCCGUGUGGACAUGAACAUCCAGGGAUUCAGUGUGGAUCAGUGUGCCAGUGGAGACUUCUGGUUUGCAAACACACACAAGUGUAAUCGUACCAGCAUGGAGUGUGUGCCAAUCCCACAACAGGGCUUCCGGAUGGGUCAGUACUGCUGCAGAUGUAAAAAGGGCUAUUACAGCCCAAUUCCAUACAUACAAAGCAAAAUGGCAGGGGGGAGCAGAGUGAAUGGUACCCAAGCGUGUUACCCAGAAAUCCCUGUGUGUCUGCCCUGUUGGCCCGGCUGUGAUCAGUGUGAAGAUGGAGCCCCGUGCUGCGUGCAGGAAGACUGGCUCCUGAGAUCAGGUGUCCUGGCUGUGCAGGGACUCUUCAUGGUCCUCGUUCUCAUCAGCAUGCUGGUGGCAUAUCAGUGCAGAAGAACCAAAUGGAUCCGAACGUCUGGUCUUUUGUUGCUUGAGAUGAUCCUUUGCGGUUCUCUGUUGCUUUACUUCCCCGUCUUCAUUCUAUGUUUCAAACCCAGUACAUUUCGCUGUAUUCUUCUCCGCUGGGUCCGUCUGCUUGGCUUUGCUAUUGUUUAUGGAACCGUGAUGCUCAAGAUGUACCGGGUUCUGAAGGUGUUCCUCUCGCGCACAGCCCAGCGAGUGCCGUACAUCACCACCACAGGUGUGCUGAGGAUACUGGGAGUCAUUGUGCUUACUGUCAGCUGGUUUCUGUGUGCAUGGACAGUUGGCGUCCUUCAGAAUCGAGACCGGAAUGUUCCUUUACUAAUCAUAUCCACCACCUCAGAAGGACAAGGUUUCAAUCUGUGCGAUCUGGACCGGUGGGACUACAUGAUGGCUGUGGCGGAGCUGUUGUUUUUGUGCUGGGGAAGUUUCCUGUGCAGUGCAGUAAAGACGGUUCCAUCAGCGUUUCACGAACCACGAUACAUGACCAUCGCCAUCCACAAUGAGCUACUGCUCUCUUCCCUAUUUCAUCUUCUCAGAUUUGUCCAGCCAUCACUUCAUCCUGACUGGAUGCUCUUGUUGUUCUUCACUCACACGCAUGUAACAAUUUCAGUAACACUCAGCCUACUCUUCAUACCUAAGUUUCUUUACAUGUCACGGUCAGGCCGGGAGGAAAUAGCUGCAGAGGUUUAUGAGGAUGAGGUGGAACUGCGACGCUCAUGCUCAUAUCUUAACAGCAGUUUCACCUCCAACUGCUGCAGCGACCACAGUCUGGACCCUGAUGACAUUCGGGAUGAGCUGAAGAAACUGUAUGCUCAGCUGGAGGUCCACAAGACCAAGAGGAUAACAAACAACAACCCCCAUCUGUCGAAAAAGCGCAGCUCCCGCCUCAGUAUCGGACGCUCGCUCAUUAAAAGAAUCACUGAGAUCCCAGAAAGCUUGAGCAGGCAAUGCAGCCGUGAAGAUAAGGAUGUCAAUUCCGCAAUUGGGACUGUAAGUCGAGCAGGAUCUUACUACAAAAGUCCUAAUACCACAAGCAUUAAUAGGACGAAUGAAUCGUUAACGCAGCCCUCGCCAAAACUGCGGAAGUCCCAUAGCACAUGUGCCCCGAGGAGAGACUCGCUUUUAAACUCCUCUAUAAAGAGCACGGCAGACAAGAGGGCUUCACAACUUUCUGACGUUGGAUCUAUUAACACGACGUUGCUGGUCUGCAAGUCCGCAAGUGCGCAUAAUUUAACCGCAGACACUAACCUUCUACUUCCAGAGCCCACCAGGUUUCAAAAGUCCCUCAGCGUCAUAGAACGCAACGGUCAUCGUUCUCUGACUCCAUGCAGAAGCAUUGAAAACGUGUCACUUGGUGCCAAAGCAGUUCCGGCAGAAAAGCGUCAGAAAAAUGUGGACAUCAACAUACAGAAGCAGACUUCAAGUGCCUUGCUCUCCGAGUCAUUUGACAAGGCGGAGGUCUGCCCGUGGGAGGUUCUAGAAGAGCAAACCUCCAACAAGAAUCAAAAACAUGUCACAUACUCUCUUGCAAACCAAGAAGAACCCAAAUCACCUGAUGCUCUAUCGUCACCAAAGCUAUUAUAUGUCUGUCCGUGGGAGUUCCUGCCACCUCCUAGUUCCCCUGUGACAGAAAAUGGGAAUGGGAUACAGACAGACGCCAAUUCCACAAAACCUGCCCUUCCGAUCUCCUGUAGCGCUCCAGGGUCUCCAAAUACAGUUUUAGGAAAGCCGAAAGAGUUUCAAGUGUUUUCUUUCCGUACUGCAACUCAGAGCCUUCUUGUGGCAAAGGGCAUAGGGGAGGCUGGAAGAAGUUUGAGCAGAGAGAAAAGCUUUCAAGAAAGUGAUGUUAAAGAGGGAACACUACAAAAAUCCCUGUCCACAUCAAUGAGAUUGUCCCUGGGAAGUGCAGCUUCAAACAAGCGUACCUCACAGCCGCAGAGACGGGCUAUGACAACCGUCGAAAUCAAACCUUGCCUUGUGAAACAAGCAGCAGUACGACUGCCGUCUACAGAUUCCACUGAGAGGAGUCCUAAACACAGUGCUCCUGUUCACAUCUGUCCAUGGGAGUCAGAGGAGGUGAUCUUGGUGGUCAAAAAGCAGAAUGAAGAUGUUUUACAUAGACAAUACAGUGACAAGCAAGCACUCUCUGCGACACUAAGCAAGGACUGCUACAAACCUUCUGGGUUCCAACCUAAAUCUUUCUUAACCAUUCCAAAUGCAGAGGUGUGUCCGUGGGACGUCCCGAAACCUUUUCAUCAAACCAGCAUUUCUGAAGUCUGUCCUUGGGAGGUUGUGGAAGAAUUACAAAUCAAGAGCGUACAAACCGAUGUUUGUCCUUGGGAAAUGGAUUCGGCCCCAUCAAGUGAUGCUAAAGACAAUACAUGCAGUGACUCUGUUCAGAAGCAGGCACAUGUAAAGCCUGAAGUAUGCCGUUCUUACAUACUUGACAUGAAUGAGUCUGUGGUUAGACAGGAAUACACCAAAAAUCCAAGUGACUCAAUAAAACCUGGUGAAAGGGUAAUUUAUGUUCAAGCUGAAAACAGUCCAGGAGACCAUGAAACAGCCGAGAGUGGUGCAUGCUCCUCUGAAGCACAUGAAACACAGAAACAAGAAUGUGAUUUUCCCGAACCACCUUCACCCAUAACUGACACAAGUCUUUGGGAGUCAGAGCCAAAUACAAAAGACACUUCAAAUAGCUCAAUAGUUGUCAUAGAGUUUGAUAAGUCUGGAGAGAUGGCAAGUACCAAAGAACGAGAAAGUGUCCACGAAGAUGUUUGUCCAUGGGAAACAAGUGAACCAGGGAAGACUUUGCAAAAGCAAGAAAGUGUCCGCACUGAAGUUUGUCCAUGGGAAGCAGUUGAACCAGUCAAGACCUUGCAGAAGCAAGAAAGUGUCCGCACUGAAGUUUGUCCAGGGGAAGUAGAUGAACCAGUCAAGACCUUGCAGAAGCAAGAAAGUGUUCUCACAGAAGUUUGUCCAUGGGAAGGAGAUGAACCUGUGAAAACCUUACAGAAGCAAGAAAGUGUUCGUGUAGAUAUCUGUCCAUGGGAAACUGAAGUGCCAGUGAAAUCUCUGCAAAAACAAGAAAGUGUCCUUGCAGAUGUUUGUCCAUGGGAAACAAGUGAACCAGUAAAAACCUUCCAAAAACAAGAACGUGUUCACACAGAGGUUUGUCCAUGGGAAAAUGAAGCGUCGCUGCAUAAAGAAGAAAGUGUUCGUGAAGAUGUCUGUCCAUGGGAAACCGGUGAGCCAAGCAAGACCUUGCAGAAACAAGAAAGCGCUUAUUCAGACGUCUGUCCAUGGGACGCUAAACAAUCACUCAAAGAACCUGAAGGCCACAUUUAUGCCAGCACAUCAACAAGGCAAAACAGCAUUCAAGAAAAGGACAUGGAAACACCAGAAGACACCAGGAUUCCUACAGAGAUGGGAGACAGAGGUGUGAUUCAGCCUGCAGAUACCAGAGAUGAGAUGAGUGUUAACUCUCCACUGGCCCGUUGUGACGCAUUGUGCCCUUGGGACAUGGAAAGGGGCAGACAAGAAUCUGUACCAGUGCAUGAUAAUAUGGAUGUGUUUACUUGGGAAGAGACUAUACUGGAGGAAGAUGAUGGUAAUGCAGAAAGUGCUGCAGAGGCCUUCAUAUUCCCUCCAGACAUGUGACACGUGAGGGCAGUUUCAUUGUACUUCAUAUAAUGUGACUCAAAAAUAAAUCAAUGGUCUGAACGGGCUGAUGAAGAACGUCCCUCUAACAUUCCAAUUUGAGGGUUUGACCUAUGGCAACUUUCAUUUUCGGCUUUGUAAGAGACAACAUCAAUGCAGAGCUCUCCACAAUGCACAUUCCCCUUUUGCCUUACAAACCCUUUGUUUAAUGUUAUUGUGGCAAGGGGUGUGUGGUUUAGCGAGGUCUGCGCCGAAGGGAGGAGGCGUGAGAAAGA
Messenger RNA from Triplophysa rosa, 5787 nucleotides. RefSeq names its product G protein-coupled receptor 179 (gene gpr179). Lineage: Eukaryota; Metazoa; Chordata; Actinopteri; Cypriniformes; Nemacheilidae. Gene Ontology annotation, biological process: G protein-coupled receptor signaling pathway. Bases 515 to 5512 code for a protein of 1665 amino acids. Gene Ontology annotation, cellular component: membrane. Gene Ontology annotation, molecular function: G protein-coupled receptor activity. The record is from RefSeq and is a predicted model, not a curated record. The transcript has 11 exons.